UUUAGAAACCAGAAAACGUUUGAGCGAAAAUUUGGAGGAAUUUAUUAACAUAUAUGGAAUUCUGAACCUGUAGUCAAUGUUGAUAAAAUGAAAGAAUCUGGAACUGUCCUUUACAAAAGGAUACCGAAACACCUUGUCAUUCUUCUCGCAAUUCAUGUAGUGGGAGUAAGUCUAAAGUGUACUAAUGAUGAAUUCCGGUACGUCGAAGAAUGCCCAGUCACCGAAGAGCAACGAAUACAGGCUUCCAAAGCGAUGCUAUGUUCUACAACAACGAUUAACGGAUCUCCGAAUCCAUAUCACUGUGUCAUAGAUCCGUCAGUAUCAAAAUUAAUAGAGGUGUGCGCCGAACCAGUCCAAGUAAUAGGUCGAUUUUGUGCUGAGUAUAAUCCAUUUGGUAAAAGAAUACAGUCGAAUACCAGAGCGUCAUGUUCUGAUCAUAAUAACUCCUGUCCGCCAUCUUAUACGUCUACUGACGCAUAUAAAUAUCCAGACUGUUAUGCACUUGUCCUGAAGAAUAUAUCGACCACGGAAAAAUUAAAAACACUGAAUAAACCAUACGUGAUCAUUACAAACGAAAGAAUACAAUUCUCCGUCACGUAUAAAUUCAUUAUUACGGUUGUGGUUUGUUUCACAUCUUUUAGUGUUGCUCUUUGUGCUGGUGUUAUGUUAAAACGAACAAGGAACUCUUAAAGAAAAAAAGAAACCAAAGAGUAUGGUAUAAGGAAUUACUAAUAUGAGUAUGCCAUGGACAUUGACAACAGUUGGAAACGUGUGUUAAUUUGCAUAACGGGCGAAUGAUUCCUUAUGUCACAGAUGAAAAUGAACUUUUGGACAUUUUGACAAUUACUUUGAAUAUUUUCUCUGUCAAAUUCUACAUUUCUGUUAUCAAUUAAUGAGUUGUCAUAAUUGCUUCAAUCUGUCAGAUUUAUCUAUUAAAAAAUAUUUCAUUAUGUUAAUUAGCUAUGAGUAAUAUAACCAGAUGGACUGUGACUUUAUUAUUGUUUAUUUA
Saccostrea echinata is the source of this 1009-nucleotide messenger RNA. RefSeq lists its product as uncharacterized. The record is from RefSeq and is a predicted model, not a curated record. Bases 88 to 690 code for a protein of 200 amino acids. The transcript has 6 exons. Lineage: Eukaryota; Metazoa; Mollusca; Bivalvia; Ostreida; Ostreidae.